GCAAACACCGUACCGACGGGAGCCCCUCUUUUGACCUUGUUCCAUCUUCAUCUUCAUCCGUCCCUAACUCUCAUCCUUGCUCCUCCAGUUUCCAACCAACUAACGCUGCGGGGACAAACUAUGACCAUCAGGGAAGGCCUAAUUGGUGGCCACAUAAUCAGGAGCGGCUCGAUAAGGUGUAUAAUAAAUACAUUGAAGACUCCGAGAAAGAAGCUAGGAAGAAAGAAGCUAGGAAGAAAGAAGAGGAGAAGAAGGAGAGGAUUCAGAGGGAAGGCGAAGCAAAGAAGCUCAUAUGGAAACAAGAACGUGGGCAGCUCGAAGCUGAGAUGGGGGCACGCCUGGAGAAGAGGUGCCAAAUUGACGGGGAAGGCGGUCAGUAGCGGUGGGAAAGACGAUUUCAGUGAUGAACUAACGAAGCUGCGAAUGGCGAACGAAGAGCUUAAGAAGAAGCUGGGGGAGUCCAUCAAUCCUACGGGGGACGAUAAGAUUAUGUAUCUCCAGAGGGAGAUCAUGGAAUUACGAAAACAAAUUGCGGGCAAACAUUUGGAUGAAGAUGUGAUUCUCGCUCUGCAAGCUCAAAUUGGGGAACUGAAACAAUCGGCAUACAUGAAGACGAAUUUUGAGAAGGAGAUUGCUGGUCUUAGGAAGGAGAUCGGCGUGCUACGGGAGCAAAACGAGCAGAUUAAAAAUGAGUCUAACCUAUGGAAGGAGGAGGCGGCGAGGCCCGGUAACAAGCGUGGUAGCGUGGUGAUUGGUACACCGGAGGGUACGAAUCGUGGAACUCCUAAACCACAAUGGACGGGGAGUGCUCGGGCGGUGAGUCUGUGGAUAAAUGGAAGGAGGAAUAUUGAAAUAUUAGAAGUCUCCAUCGGCUGGCUAAUAUCGAAGCUGAGGCAUUGAAGGAGAAACGGGCCGAAGCGGAGCAGAAACGAGUUGAGGCCGAAAAGCAGGUGAAAGCAUUGGAGGAGCAGAUGAGUAAACUUACCGCCGAUGG
Molecule: messenger RNA, 994 nt
Organism: Chara braunii
Lineage: Eukaryota; Viridiplantae; Streptophyta; Charophyceae; Charales; Characeae
Source: the annotation of a GenBank genome assembly